AGGUAUCAACAAAGGAAAUUGGCAACAUGGUGAGUCAGCAGUCAUCACAGAGAGACACAAUGCAAUCACAAGCUUCAUCUCGGAGAGGCUGUUCAUUUGAUCGAGUUGGAGAUCUUCUUCCUCAGAAGGAAGAUCCUUCUACCUGGAAAGAUGAUCAAUUUCUUGUGCAGAAUUCAGAGGCAUGCUCGGGUGCAUCUGGAGAAUGCUUGCAGGAUUUCUCGAAUCAGUUUUCUGUUGAUGAUGUUCCAGGGCCUCAGGUUGCAUCCAUAGGAUUGAUGAGAAGCCAGUAUCUUUCAGAUCCUUAUUCCUUUUCAGGGAAUUCAGGAAAACUGCUGGGGACUGUGCAGCAGCAAAAUGAAAGUGUUCAUGUUGUAUAGAAGCCCCAGUGGGGAUUUUUCGCUAGAUGAAGAUGUAUUUAACCCUAUACAUGAGGUUAGGAUCCAUUUUUGAAAUUGCGGGAGCACAUUACUGCAAUUGUUCAUUCUGGCCCUCAUUAAUGUUGUUCAUCUGAAGUUACAACAGUCUGCUGUUUGUACAGUACGAAAGUAGAAGAAAUCUUUAUCUUACUCUAA
This is a messenger RNA of Carica papaya (papaya), 572 nucleotides long. The record is from RefSeq and is a predicted model, not a curated record. Lineage: Eukaryota; Viridiplantae; Streptophyta; Magnoliopsida; Brassicales; Caricaceae.